ACUACGGAGGAAUUCAAUACCAGUUUCAUGUCGACAUCAUCGACGGUACAACCAAGUCCAGGGUAUUCAUCAAUAAUGGAUAUAUAUGAACAUCAUAUCCCGGUACUUUAUGUUAUAUCAAAAGCAAAGAUUCUCCUCUACAUAUUUGGAUUUCCUGCGAAUGUGUUGUCAUGUAUACUUUGGUUACGUUCCCCUUUACGUCAUUCAUCCGGAUGUUAUUUUGCCGCUCUCGCUGUAUCAGACGACAUUUUCUUGGCUUUAUCUGUUGUCCUAGAGCUCCAAAAUACGUGGGAUACAAACACUCUUUACCUUCCGAUAGUAUGUGAGAUGUUUCCGGUAUUCUAUCUGGCCGUUCAGUAUUUAUCUCCGCUUCUGACAUUGGCAUUUACUGUUGAAAGGUAUAUUUCUAUACGCUUUCCAUUAAAACGUCGACAGUUCUGCACGGUGAAAAGAGCAAAGUUGGUCAUUUUUUGCCUAGCAGUUUUUGUGGUGUUAGUUUCAUUGAUACAAUCAUAUUUUUGGAAAUACAUACACGGAAUGUGCGAGCUCCGUGAGGAGGUCAAUGAUUUUCGAACAAACUGGAACUGGGUGACGGAAUCCACAAUGUUUAUUAUAGUACCUUUCCUCAUUUUAAUUUUCAACAUUAUAGUUAUUUAUACUAUGAGACAAACAAAGAAAAGAGUAAAAAAGUUAUAUGGACCAAUUCCUCCUCGAAAGCGAACAGCAAAUACGAACACAUUGUUGGUUGUCUCUUUCUAUUUGAUUAUUACGACACUUCCUGUGAGCGUUACAUACAUUUUAUCCGAUCAUUUUCCAAUGUGUUGCCCAGAACAAUUGAGUUAUGAGUUUAUCGAAAAUAAUAUUGUAUGGCAGCGGCAUUUAAACUUUACUGUUGCCAAGGAAAUAGUAUACCUCUUCGGAAUAUCUCAUUAUGCAUUUAACUUUAUUUUAUAUUUAUCAACGGGAAGAAAAUUCAGAAGAGAACUAAAAAAACUAUUUAGAAAACUGACAAAAGCUUGUUCAUCACGAGAGAGUAAUGCAUCAUAGUCUCACUGCAUUGGAAUUAUUUAAAAAACUGGCAAAACCUUGUUCAUUACGAGAGAGUUAGUAUAUCAUAAGUCUUUCUUCAUUGGAAUCAUGUCUAAUCAUUAGUCAAUUUGAUGUGCUAGUGAACUUCCACAAUUUACACGUUCAAAUUGUGUUAUAAUAUUCUUUGUAUGUCCUUAUGGAUUCUUCUUUCAUAUGAUAACAGUUUCAACAAUACAACUGUGUGAUAAAGAUCCAGCAAAAUUAUAACUUUUGCAAAAAAUACAAAUCAAACAAUAAA
This is a messenger RNA of Mytilus californianus (California mussel), 1327 nucleotides long. RefSeq names its product chemokine XC receptor 1-like. The record is from RefSeq and is a predicted model, not a curated record. Bases 28 to 1047 code for a protein of 339 amino acids. Gene Ontology annotation, cellular component: plasma membrane. The transcript has a single exon. Gene Ontology annotation, molecular function: G protein-coupled receptor activity. NCBI's taxonomy places the organism in Eukaryota, Metazoa, Mollusca, Bivalvia, Mytilida, Mytilidae. Gene Ontology annotation, biological process: G protein-coupled receptor signaling pathway.